Molecule: messenger RNA, 2044 nt
Organism: Boleophthalmus pectinirostris (great blue-spotted mudskipper)
Lineage: Eukaryota; Metazoa; Chordata; Actinopteri; Gobiiformes; Gobiidae
Product: capping actin protein of muscle Z-line subunit alpha 2
Exons: 10
Coding region: 89-949 (286 amino acids)
Biological process (GO): barbed-end actin filament capping; actin cytoskeleton organization
Cellular component (GO): F-actin capping protein complex; actin cortical patch
Molecular function (GO): actin filament binding
Source: RefSeq, a predicted model, not a curated record
GGUUCCUCCCCCCGGCCUGUCGAGCUGCUGUACCCCGCCCCUGAGCUGACGUCGCCGGGCUGAGAAGCUGGUGGAGCCGGAAGAAAAGAUGGCGGAUCAUGACGAGCAGCUAUCCGACGAAGAGAAGGUACGUGUAGCAGCCAACUUCAUCCUCCACGCCCCGCCCGGAGAGUUCAACGAAGUCUUCAACGAUGUGCGAUUGCUGCUCAACAAUGACAAUCUGCUCAGGGAAGGUGCAGCACAUGCGUUUGCACAGUAUAACCUGGACCAGUUCACUCCAGUGAAGAUCGAGGGAUACGACGAACAGGUCUUAAUCACAGAACAUGGAGACCUGGGCAACGGUCGUGUGUUGGAUCCCAAAAACAAGAUUUCGUUUAAGUUCGACCACCUGCGCAAAGAGGCCAGUGACCCCCGACCCCAGGAGCUCGACUCCUCCAUCGAGAGCUGGAGAAGUGCUGUGGACUCUGCUGUGAGGGCCUACGUCAAGGAUCACUACCCCAACGGAGUCUGCACCAUUUAUGGGAAAAACAUUGACGGGCAGCAAACCAUCAUUGUCUGCAUCGAGUGCCAUCAAUUUCAACCAAAAAACUUCUGGAAUGGUCGUUGGAGGUCAGAGUGGAAGUUCACCGUCUCCCAACCGGUCACCCAGGUGGCCGGUAUCAUGAAAAUACAGGUUCAUUAUUAUGAGGAUGGAAACGUGCAGCUGGUGAGCCACAAAGAAGUGAUGGAGAGCAUGAACGUCUCUAAGGAGGCAAACACUGCAGAAUUCUUUGUGGAGUUAAUGAAGAACGCAGAGCAUGAGUACCAGACGGCCAUCAACGAGAACUACCAGACGAUGUCGGACACCACCUUCAAAGCCUUACGCCGCCAGCUCCCUGUGACGCGCACCAAGAUCGACUGGAACAAGAUCCUGAGCUACAAGAUCGGAAAAGAGAUGCAAAACGCUUAGAAAAAAACAACGCAAAACUUCACCAAAAUAUGAAAAACAUGGGAAUAACAUAUGGACAAGCUCUCCUCCUCCGCUGCCCUCUCCACCCUCUAACCCCACUCUCUGCAUGAAUGGAUAGAUGUCUCGUCUUUGUACAAAAACUAGGGAACUAAGCGACAAAAUUAGGUCUGGUCUCACACAUCAUGAUUCGGGGAAGAUUUUCAACAGCAGUAGUUUUGUUUUUGCGAAAAUAAAGAUCAUAAAUAAAUGAAGUCGUGAAAUAUUUAAAUGGCAGACUUUAGAUAGCGUUUUUGUUCAAUUGUGCUUCCAUUGAAAUAUGCAGACUUAUAGAUCUAACUAUAAGAUUGUUUUAAAAUGUAAAGAAAAUGUGUAAUCUUGAUUUGAAAAUGGUCAUUUAUUAGAAAAGUCUUGUUUAAAGUUGCCAUUAAAUUAAACUGAAGACAGAAGUUGCAUGUGAUUACAAGUAUAUACUGGAUACUGGAUAUACUGAGGAAAUGUGAAAAAAUAGCUUCUUAAACUCUCAAAGCUUCACCAUUUUCAUUGUCAAAUUAUGGAAUUCUUAUUACAAAAACAUGACUACUGCAUAAAACUUCAAUUUGCAAGACAUAGGAACAGCACUUGUAUGCAAAUGCGACCUCUAAACAUGAAAACAUUGAUGAAAUACUGUUAAGAAUGUUCUAUUUCAAUGUUGCCGUGAGACUCAACCUUAUUCUUGUGCCGAUUGUAAACCAUUUUGGGGAGAAUUUUGUCCAAAUGAAUGAAAAAUUGGAAAAAAUGAACUAAAUUGGGCUUCCCUAUAGUAUCACCACCUGAAAAUUAAAAAAUAUCUUUGCAACACAGAUUUUCAACUUUGUUUUUGGUACUGUAACAAAAUAAAUGACAGAAAUAUAACGUUUAAUGUGCAUCAAUUUAAAAUACAGCUCUAUCUUCCACUGUUUAUUUUUACGAUAUUAACCUGAUAUUCAUGAUAAAGGCCUGUAUAUUCUGUACCAUGGCUCACACUUCUAACCCACAUGUGUCAGUCUGUCCAGUGGAGUCCUCAUCCCAAAACUGUACUUCACAAAAUGUUGCAUUAAAAGUCAAAUUUUCUAUCAA